Molecule: messenger RNA, 3265 nt
Organism: Myripristis murdjan (pinecone soldierfish)
Lineage: Eukaryota; Metazoa; Chordata; Actinopteri; Holocentriformes; Holocentridae
Gene: mfsd1
Product: major facilitator superfamily domain containing 1
Exons: 16
Coding region: 70-1482 (470 amino acids)
Biological process (GO): transmembrane transport
Cellular component (GO): lysosome
Molecular function (GO): transmembrane transporter activity
Source: RefSeq, a predicted model, not a curated record
UAUGAUCGAUCGCCGACGCCUUCCUCGCUGCUGUCCGCUUCCCCCCCUACAACUCCCAAACAAACGAAUAUGGCGGAUGUGGAGGAGCGACAGGGCUUGUUGGAUGACGAGGAUGAUGUGUCGUUCUCCGGCCGGCGGAGCGCCACAGGCCCCGGCAGACCGAUGUGGGCCAUUUGCGACCCGAGUCACCUCCUGCACCGGAUCGUCGUCCUCAUGUUUAUGUGCUUCCUGGGGUUUGGAAGCUACUUCUGUUAUGACAACCCGGCUUCACUACAGACUCAAGUCAUCCAGGAUAUGAAGCUGAACACUGCAGACUUCAUGCAGCUGUAUGCGUGGUACUCCUGGCCCAAUGUGAUCCUCUGCUUCUUGGGAGGAUUCCUCAUCGACAGGGUGUUUGGGAUCAGAUUCGGAACCAUCUUCUUUUCGCUUUUUGUCUGUGUGGGACAGAUAAUAUUUGCUCUCGGGGCUUUUGUAAAUCGCUUCUGGCUGAUGGAAGUUGGACGGUUUGUUUUCGGGAUUGGAGGAGAGUCCCUGGCUGUGGCCCAAAACACGUAUGCAGUCAACUGGUUCAAAGGCAAGGAGCUCAACCUGGUGUUUGGCCUGCAGCUUAGCAUGGCUCGACUGGGCAGCACAGUAAACAUGAACAUCAUGGGCUGGGUUUACAACCAAGUCGCCAGCCUUGUCGGUUCCUCCGGAUACAUCACACUAGGUGCAUCACUCAUGAUAGCUGGCUUAACCUGUUUAUUCUCUCUAAUCUGUGCCUUGGUCUUGGCUUUCCUGGACAAAAGAGCAGAAAAGAUCCUCAACAAGGAGCAGGGCAGAACAGGUGAGGUGAUCAAGCUGACGGAUGUGAAGGACUUCCCUUUCCCUCUAUGGCUCAUCUUCAUCAUCUGUGUGGGCUACUAUGUAGCCAUCUUCCCCUUUAUUGGACUGGGACAGGUUUUCUUCAUUGAAAAAUUCAACUUCUCCCCAGCUGAGGCCAGAGCUAUUAACAGUAUCGUGUACAUCAUCUCAGCCCCGGCGUCUCCAGUGCUGGGCUUCAUGGUCGAUAAGACGGGAAAGAAUGUGAUUUGGGUUAUAUGUGCCGUGGUAACCACGCUCGCCGCUCACAUGAUGCUGGCCUUCACCUUCUGGAACCCCUGGAUUGCCAUGUCUCUGUUGGGUGUGUCCUACUCAUUACUGGCCUGCGCCCUGUGGCCCAUGGUGGCCUUUGUGGUGCCUGAACAUCAGCUGGGGACAGCCUAUGGCUUCAUGCAGUCAAUCCAAAACCUGGGACUCGCUCUCAUUGCUAUGGCAGCAGGAGCCAUCCUAGACAGCAGAGGAUACCUCUUUCUGGAAGUCUUUUUCAGUGCCUGCGUCUGCAUUGCACUCAUUGCAGUGGUGAUGCUAUACUUUGUGGAUUAUCUCAGAGGAGGAGAUUUGAACCUGUCAGCUGCAGCCAGAGCCAAACUCCAGAAAGAAAACACUUCAGACUCAGAAUAAUGAUGAUGAUGAGGGAACACACACAUGGUGCUGGGCUUCAGAGCCAGCUGGCUGCACUGUCCACCCCAGAGCUGUCAAUCAACUGCCAUGGGGCGGGACUGCACUACUGACUCCGCCCAGUGCUGUCAUCUGUGGCUCUUCCCACCAGAAGUCUGACUGUCUGGCCCAGGCUAUUACAUAAUUGUGCAGUAAUAGCUGCUUGUCUCCCCAUCAACACACUGACAAAUCCCAGCUUGGACACCACAGUCGCUCUCUGAGUUCACACACUGACUUAAUCUUUUUCACUGACUCCACAGUGACGUUGUGUCAAACUUAACAGAGUUUUACUCUGUUGAAACCCAAGAAGAAACUUUAUAUGCUUCAAAAGUGUGUUAAAGUGUGUUGUAAUUGUCUGAAUUGAUCACCAGAUGAGACUCAUAUCCUCUGGAAAGGGCCUUAGACCCCUCCUUAACAACAUAGGAAUUCAAUUUUAAUGUGCUAAUGCCAUCUACAAUAUAGAUUUCCUAUAUUCAAGUUGAAUUUCUUUAUAUAUAUAUACGAGUAUGUUUUAAAUUUAUUUUUAUAUGUUUUCUUUCUUUGUAAAUUGGUUUCUGCAGGAGUGUGUUACUUGCCUUAUCAUAAUGAUCAGUUUGUGCACAUAUCAUUUGUCAGCAUUCACAAUAAUUGCCAAACAAAACGUCCCUCUCUGGACUGCACCUUUUGCAAAGAGUGAGUUCACAUUCGGUUUUAAUCAUAUGCGUCAUUGACCUUUUAUGAUGGUACAUCUCAGGAAGAGCAUAACUCUUUAUUGUUUAAAUCUUUAUUGCUCAAUUCUUUCAUUUCUUAAAUUCCUUUCUUGGCUCUCUGCUGGUUCUGGAGGUUCAUAAAAAUUUAUUUUCUGUCCCACCAUCAAAUCGUACACUACCAUAACGAUUUAAAAAAAAAAAAAAAAAAAAAGACCCAAGAGGGACACGCUUUUGACUGCACUUAUCUGUGUAAUGACAUUCACUUUGUUACCCUCAACUUUUUAAGACUCUAAUUUAUUAAUAUGACCUUUUAAAGAUGACCCUACUGGUAACUUGUGUUAAAAAAAAAAAAAAGUAAAUUAUUGUCCAAAGAUAAAAUAGGGGAUUUUAAGAAUCAGUUCCACUAAUCACUUUGUUUUUGUAGGUUGUGUUUUGCUCAUUAAUCAAACUCAGGUAAUUAAUUUGUUGAAAGCACUGCCUUGAAUUGUUUAUUAUACCCACUCAUUGUACCAACUCAUCUGAAUAGUUGCAUGAGAAUGGUCAUGCACUCUGCUUUACUGUUACCACUUCUGUGAUGUGGAGAGAGCUUUGUUUCUCUGUAUUGCUGCUGUUGUCACAAACAUGUAAAUGCAAAACCUUCACCACUGCCAUUUGGCAAAUCAGUCUUCAGCAAGAUAUUAAAGGACUGGAAAAAAGGAUAGUAAGGAUAGUAAGAUGGUCAAUGGCACCAAGAUUAAAUGUGAUUGUGAAUGCCCAUUUAAAUUACUAUAAUAUUAGUGGUACAGCCAGAAACAGGCCACUUUCUUCACCCACAGUUAAUUUGCUCUGUGGUAUUGGGACUGUGAUGCAGUCUAUGUAUUCUGUCCUUAAAUUGAAAUCGGUUGUGUUAACCAUCAUGAUGUUCAGAAAGCGUAUUACGGGAAACACAGAAGAUCUGUGUUAUCUGGAAGAUAGAACCACUAUUUUCACAUUAAUUUUAUUUUCUUUUUGUUUGAACAAACUGACUUUGGAUACUGUGUUGUUCAUGGAACAAUGGCAUUAAAGUGUUUUUUAAGGAA